Dictyostelium purpureum is the source of this 1472-nucleotide messenger RNA. RefSeq lists its product as uncharacterized. The transcript is spliced from 2 exons. Lineage: Eukaryota; Evosea; Eumycetozoa; Dictyosteliales; Dictyosteliaceae. Gene Ontology annotation, molecular function: glutamine synthetase activity. The record is from RefSeq and is a predicted model, not a curated record. The coding region runs from base 1 to 1374 and encodes 457 amino acids.
AUGACACCAGAGGAUUUAAUAUUAAAUCAAAUUAAAAUAUCAAAAUCUCCAUUCGUCAAGGUUGCAGGUUCAGAUAUUGAUGGUAUUCUUCGUGGCAAAUAUUUAGACAAGAGUAAAUUCGAAUCAUCCAUUGAAAAGGGUUUAGGGUUUUGUAGUGUUAUUUUUGGUUGGGAUUCAGGUGAUGUAGCAUACGACAAUGUUAAGUUUACAGGCAAUCACACCGGAUAUCCUGAUAUUGGCGCAGUUCCAGAUGUUUCUACCUUCCGUAUUAUACCAUGGGAAUAUAAUGUACCUUUCUUUUUAAUGGAUUUUGUAAAUAAUGAUGGCUCACCACUUCCAGUAUGUCCACGUCAAUUAUUGAAAAAGGUAAUCAAGAAAUGCAGAGAUAAUGGAUAUGACCCAGUAAUGGGCAUGGAAUUCGAAUGGUACAAUUAUAGUGAAAACAAUAAGACAUUAAUCGAGAAAAGGUUUAAUAAUCUAGAGCCACUUUCAAAUGGUAUGUUUGGUUAUAGUUUACUUAGAACUAGUCAAAACUCUGAAUUUAUGAACUCAUUGGCCGAACUUCAAGGUUUUGGUGUUCCAUUAGAAGGAUUACAUACAGAGACAGGCCCAGGUGUUUAUGAAGCAGCAAUUCGUUUCUCCACAGCUUUAGAAUCUGCAGAUCGUGCCAUUCUCUUCAAACACUCAACCAAGGAAAUCGCAUCACUUCAAGGUAUAUUAGCAAGUUUUAUGGCCAAACCAUUCCAACACUUACCAGGUUGCUCAGGCCAUAUGCAUCAAAAUUUAAAUUGUAUAAAGACCAACAAAAAUCUUUUUUACAACCCGGAAGAUCCUAAAGGAGAGCAUGGAAUGACAGAAAUUUUCAAAUCAUUUUUAGCAGGUCAAUUAUUAUUGUUACCAGAGUUUUUACCAUUCUUUGCACCAACUAUUAAUAGCUAUAAAAGAUUGGUUGAUGGUUAUUGGGCACCAACCACACCAACCUGGGGAUAUGAUAAUAGAACAGUAGCAAUUAGAAUCAUUAAAGGUGGAAAAGCAACAAGAUCAGAGUUUAGAGUAACUGGAUCUGAUGUUAAUCCAUAUAUUGCUAUUGCAGCAUCAUUUGCUGCCGGCUUAUAUGGUGUAAUCAAUAAAUUGGAAUUAAAGACACCACCAAUUGUCGGUAAUUCAUAUGAUUUGUAUAAAAAAGGUAUGGUAACCAGACUACCAAGAUCUCUUGCAGAGUCUACUGAAUUGCUUUCAAAAUCAAGUGUAGCAAGAGAAUAUCUUGGUGAUGAUUUCAUUGAUCAUUUCGUUGAAACUAGAAGAUGGGAAUAUAGACAAUUCAAUCACCAAGUUCAUAAAUGGGAAUUAGAAAGAUAUUUAGAAAUCAUUUAAAUAAUUUAGGUUAUAAAUAAUAAUAAAAAAAAAUAAACACUUUGGUAUCAGAAAGAAAAAGAUUAAAAUAGACUAUAAAAAAUAAAAUAAAGAAAAUU